Molecule: messenger RNA, 12063 nt
Organism: Closterium sp. NIES-67
Lineage: Eukaryota; Viridiplantae; Streptophyta; Zygnematophyceae; Desmidiales; Closteriaceae
Source: the annotation of a GenBank genome assembly
AAAAACCCAAGUCACAACUACAAGUCAGUCAGGAAUUCGGCUAGGUUAGAGAUCCAUGUCCGGUCAAUCUUGCAGUUCAGCCGGAAAUCACGGGAGCGUAAGAAACGAUCUGUAGCAUUACGACAAAACAUUCAUACUCUGUCGUCAAGUUUCGUCUUGAACGAAGCGGAAGCGUGGCUCUCCGUCUGACCGUCUGCAAGCUUUGCCAUGCUCGGUCUAAGAUCGUACCAAAUCUCUUCAUUCAAUCGUAUCUCAGCAGAUCAGAUCUCUUAUCUCAGUAUCUUAUCUCAACCAGUAACAUUCCGCCAUGUCGGGUCGCAGCAAAUUCACGAGCGUCAAUCUCAACAGCUCCUUCGGGAGGCAAAGCCCCUCCCACUCCCACUCCGGCCCCGGCCAAACCACAGCCGCCGGAUCCAGAUUCGGACGGUCAGGAUCAUUCGGAAGCAUGAUGGUGCUGGGGAAGGUCGCAACUCCCGGAGCGUCCGCGGGUAGCAAGAGCGGGAAGCUGGUGGUGCCGAAGCCAGUCAACCUGCCGUCGCUGCGACGAGAGCACGCGGGGAACGAUCCGUCCGUCUCGCUCGUUCCCGCCAGCAGUACGGUAGUAUCGGGAUGGCAGAGACCCGGGGGGGGGAAGCCGCACGGGGAAGGGACGCACGCGGCGGAGCAGACACUAUCAGCAGCAGCAUCAGCAGCAGCAUCAGCAGCAGCAGCGGUUUCAGCAGUAGCAGCGGGGGAAGCAUCGGCUCGCGCGUCCGGUGCGACUCACGAGGCCAGGCGUUGCGUGUCGCUCUCCCCGCCUCCUCAAGGCUACGCCUUUCUGGCCAAUUCAGCAGCAGCUGCCGCGGCACCGGCGGCGGCAGUUGCAGCGGCGUCAGUAGGCGAGCCGAAUCGCGCCCCCUCGGCGCACCGACCAGGGGUGUACCAACCGCCGGGCUCGCGCGGCGGCAGCAGUGCCACGUCAGCCUCCACGUCAGCUGUCACGAACGCGGGAAACGCCGGCGUUGUCUUGCGCGGGGAAGAUUUUCCCUCACUGGAUGACGCAGCAAAGAAGCAAGCGUCGACUAGCAGUGCUGUACCAAGCGUCGGACGCGGUAAGGAGCACCCUGGCAAGAAGAAGACCAAGGCAUUAGAGGCUAAUAGCGGGGAUGAGCUGGCGCGAUUGGCGCAGGAGCAGGGUGGAGGGGACGAGGCAGGUCGGGCGACGGAAAGGCCGCAGGGUAGCGAUGCGACGACGAAACGGGUUACCAGUGGGCGAUGGGGAGACGAAGAAUCGGAUCAGGAGCUGAACGAGCGAGAUCCCCUGUCCGGAUCUCAAUCUAACAAGGCGCCAGAUUUUAUUUCCAGAGACCAAGGCAGCGAGGCAUCUGGCGAUCCCGGUGCCUACGGUGCGGACAGAUCUGACAGACAUCCCCGUUAUAAGGAGAACGAGAGGCCGAGGAGGCCUGGAGAGGGCAUGGGUCCGCCGAACCAGUUUGGCCCGCCACCCGGGGGAGGCUUCCGCCGACCUUCCCCUCCGCGCAGAGCAUGGGCGGACGAUGAGCGGGACCUUGCGCCACCCCACCCUCCCCAUCCCCCCCAUUUCGCGCAUGGGGGUAGGGGGCCAUUUCCGCACAGAUUCGACGGUCCCAGGGGUCACUUCGACGCUAACGGGUUUCCCAUGGGUGGUGAACCGGGAGGGUUUCAUAACGGAUGGGACUCUAGAGAGGGGUUUCAUUCUAGAGAAGGCUUUCGGGAGUAUCCUGGUCCGAGGAAUGGGGCCACGGAAUGGCAGGGAGAUCCGAGGCCCGGCGAGGCGUUCAUGUGGCGAAGGGACGAUCCGCACGGGUGGGAGGGACGGCCGCCUGCAGGACGAGGGAGGGGAGGGCCGGGGCCAGGACCGCCAGGCGCACUAGGGCCCCCUGGACCGCCAGAUAUGCGAGGGCCACCAGGCGCACCCGAGAUGAGAGGGCAACCAGGGCAACCAGGACCGGCAGGGAUGCCAUUCCCGGGUGAGUUUGAGCGCUAUGGGCCCAUGGGGGACCCGGGGAGAGGCAGAGGCGGUGGUGGUGGCGGGUAUGGUCCCAGGGGGGAGUUUCCCAGGGGUUUUGCGCCCGGGCAGGGUUUUGGCCCCGGGCAGGGGUUUAGGCCCAGUAGGGAGGGCGGAGGGAGGGGCGUGGGGCCGGACGUUUUUUCCGGUGGCCCGCGGAUGGAGCUGCAGUCUCUGCCGCGCGUGGGGGUGGAGCCUCCGCCUAGUUUUGGGCUUGGUGCUCUGGGGCUGGUGAGGAGGAAGAAAGCGGAGGGAGAGGGGGGUGGGUCGGAGUUUCGUGACUUGGAAAGGGAGCGGUUUGAAGAGGAGUUGGAGAAGUUGCAGAUGCAGAAGGAUAGGGAGAGAGUGAGGAAGGAGGAGGAGGAGCAGCGGGCGGCAGAGUUUGCGAGGCAGCAGGAGGAAGAGGCGAUGCGGAGGGGGAGAGAGGAGGAGGAGGCGAGGCGUAGGGCGGAGGAAGUGGAGAGAGAAGCCGCGCAGAGGGCGGCUAUGGAAGUGGAAGAGGCGGUGAGGAGGGUAGAGGAGGAGAGGAGGAGAGUGCAGGAGGAGAAGAGGAGGAUUCUGGAGGAGGAGGAGAGGAGGAAGGAGAAUGCGCGGAGGAAGUUGGAGGAGCUGGAGGAGAGGAUAGCGAGGAGGAAGGCGGAGGAGGAGGAGAGGAGGAAGAGGGAGGAGGCAGGCGGAGCGGAGGGGCAAGGGGGGGCGUUGAGUGAGGGUGGGCAGGGGCAGCAAGGUGAGGCGUCGCAGGGUGUUGUGGAACGGAGUGUGGCGUUGGGGCAGGGACCAGGAAAUGAGGGGAACGGGCAGCUGCAGGGGCAGGGGCAGGGGCAGGUAGUGGAUGGCUGGGAAGGCGCGGAGAGGAAUGAGGGAGGGUAUUUGCCAGGGGAGGUAGGGUCUAACGAGCAGAAUCCAAGUGGAGAGGUAGUUGGAGGUCAUUCAAACGCGCAGGGAAGCGAAGUGGAGGAAAGACGGACUUCUAUGGGGAAUGGGUCAGCGCAGGAGCAGGCUGCUGGGGAUGGCAGCAGCACCCAAGUAGCUUCUGAGCCGACUGAAAAGGCUGCUGGUCGGGAGGAUGACAGAGCCCAAGAGAUUCCAAAGUCGGACGAGCAGUGUGAGAUUCUUGCUGGCAUGGCAGAAGGUGCCCCCACAUGGGUAGAUGGCACGGAGGUCCCUGGUGAGAGCAAGACAGUGAGAGACGAAGGGGAAGGCGUGGUUGGGAAGAGCGUGCUAGGGAAGAUGGGCCAGGUCGAGGGGGAGAAAGGUAGCGAAUUUCAAGUGAACCGUCAGAAGCAGGAGCAGGAGGAGCAGGAGCAGCAGCAGGAGCAGCAGGAGGAGCAGCAGCAGCAGGCUGGGCUUUCCCAUGAUAAGGCCGGGUCCACUGUAGGGGGCCCUAUUGCUGCCUCCUCCCCUUCCCCGCCCCUUGAUCGCACGCGUCUGGGGGAGAGGCAGCAAGCCAACCACACCAGUAACCAGAGCCUCUAUGACCCUAGCGCAGAGGGGCCGGGGUUAGGGAUUUCCCAGGGUUUUUCUCACUGGAGCCAGCAGCAGCAACAGCAGCAGCAUCACCAGCACCAGCACCACCACCAGCAGCAACACCAGCAGCAACAGCAGCAACAGCACCAGCAACAGCAACACCAGCAAUACCAGCAACAGCAGCAACAGCAACAGCACCAGCAACAGCAGCAGCAACACCAGAUGCAGGGGCAGUCGAUUCCGCCUUACGGAUUCCCCAGCCCAGGUCCUCUCUUGCGCGCCCAUCAGUUCGCCCCACCUUACCCUCACUUCCCUGUAAUGCAGCAGCAUCUAGGGACCAUGCACCCCCACCCCUUCCAGCCGUUGCCAGGGCACCAGCACCAGCAGCAGCCGCCGUUGCUGCACCGACCACCCGGGCUGGGUCCUGGGCUCUUAACCCAUGGGGAUGCGAGCCACGGCUUUGCUACAUAUACUGGCCACGUGCCGGCGGUGGGGGCAGUGGGGGCAGCCGCAUCAGGAGGAGCAGGAGGAGGAGGAGGAAUAGCAGGAGGAGCAGGAGGAGGUGGGGAGAGCGGUGGUGUGGCAGGGGGCAGGGCGGGGUACCAGAGAAUGGAGCAGUUUGGUGGGAGAGAGGUGGGCGGCAGGGAAGGACCCACUGCGGCGUUUGAUAAGUCGCAGGAGAGGAGGAGGGCGGAUGGGAGGGGUGGAGAGAGGGAGCAAGGGAGAGCGGAGGGGAUGGGACAAGAGCAAGGGGUUGGGGUUCUGGGUACAAGGGAUGCGGUAGUGGACAGAAAUGAAGGGUUGAUUGGCGGUGGUAGUGGGGCGAUGGGGAAUGGUGGUGGAGUGGUGGUGAGGGAGAGAAGAUGGGGGCAAUCUGGGGAGUACUUAGACUGGAGAAGGAUUGGGCCUGAUGCUGCAUCGAGUAUUUUCCUCGGGCAGGCCGGGCAGCCUGGAAUGCAGCAGUGGCAGGGGCGGCCUGGGUUCGGGCAGGAGGAAAAUUCUGGUGGUCCAGAACGGGCAGAAGGGCGAAGCUGGGCAGAGGGGAAAGGUGAGGGCGAGGGAAGAGGAGAGGGGAGGGAAAGGGGCGUGACUGGAGCACUGGGAGAGAUGGGAGGGGGGGUGGCGGGAGCAUUAGGACCAGAGGAGUCAGAGAUGAGUGAGUCCGAGAGCCUGCCUGCAGAUGUGGUGAAUGAGCUGGGGGCCCUGCUGUCGGAUCGAGAAGAGGGGGGCAUGUCGGACAGAGAAGAGGGAGCGACGGGGAAUCAGGAGAGAGCGGUGAUGGUAGGUAGGGAAGGGUUGGAUUCGGCUGAAAGAGGAGGAGUGGUGGGUGCUGAUAAGGAGGAGGUGGGGGUGGAGGAGAAGCGGCUUGCAGUGAGAGCCGAGGAGAAGGGAAGUGUGGUGGAGAAUGGCGAGGCUGUGGUGAAAGAUGCCGGCACUGGUGCAGCAGAAACAGGCAGCAUAGACUCACAGGGCGCACGUGCCUCUGUCGCGCCUUCAGCUCUCUCUGCUGCUGCGCCUUCAGCUUUCCCUCCUGCUGUGACUUCUGCUGCUGCAGCAUCUGCUGAUAGUGCUCCGUCCAAGCCGUUCCUUCCCGCCCUGCUGCGCACCUCUGGAGCCCCUUUUGUCAUUCAAAUCGGCUCCGUGCCUCUCACUGUUGGUGGGGCAGCCCAGCCAUCCGGGCAGAACGAAAGUUUUGGAGCGUCCCCGUUGCCAAUGUUUCAGUUCGGGCAGAUCGGGGUUCAGGCAUCAAUGUUGCAUCCUGUGCCCCCUGCUGGCCAGGGCCCAGAGUGUGCCACACAACCGAACCAGCAGCAGGAGUUACCGAAGCAGCAUCAGCAACCACCAAACCACCAGCAGCAGCUUCCGAACCAGCCCUCGAUGGUGUUAGAACCGCACCAGCAGCAGCAGCAGCAGCAGCAGAAGAAGAAGGGCGCGGCAGCACCAGGUCAGGUACCUUCAAAAGAAUCAAUUGUGCAAAGGGUGGUCUCUCAAGAGCCGUUGCUGCCGCUUCCAGUAUCAAUGCCCCCCCCGGUGGGUGCCCAGCCGCCUGCUGUGGGGGGGAGAGAAGCGCUGGAGCAGAGGGACGGUGCAGGUUCAGGCGCGCGGCUUGUUGAACGGGGACAAGUGUUGGGCCGAGGGGGGGCCGUGCAGAGGAGGGGCAGGGAGCAAGUGAGGCAGGGAGGGCAAGAGGAAGGAAGCAUGCCUGGGCUGGCUAAAGCAGCAGCUGCUGCUUCUUCUGCAGGAUCAGCGAUAGGGGCGCCAGCUGUAGGGGCGCCAGCAGUAGGGGUGAUCAGUGGGAGGGGGGCACGGGGUGGUCGCACAGGGGGGCAGGCACAGGCAUUGCCAGCCAGGGGCCGGGGGAGAGGCAGGGACGCGGUUACCACCCCAUCUGUGCCGGGAAUGCCUGCUAGGCCCGGACCUGCAGCCUCGGCUGUUGGAGCGGUAAGUGGCUCGGGAGCUGGCUCGAUGGCAGGUGCGGCAGCUGGUCUGGUGUCAGGUUCGGCGGUAGCUUCGGGGGGUGGUUCGGGAGCAGGCACGACUCCAGCUUGGUUUGUGGCUCAGGGUUUAAGGCUUACUGAGGCGAGAAUUGGAGGGGUUUCGGAGGGGACAGGUGAAGGGUAUUCAGAGAUUAGGGGUAGUGAUGGUGUAGUGGUGAGGACGAGGAUUGGGGGGAGAGGGGGAGGCGGAGAGAGGAGGAGGGGCGGUGGAAGAGGGAGAGGGGGGAAUGCGGUGGAAGGGCCGGCAGGAGAGAGGGGUGGGAAGAGUGAGGGUGUGGGGAGGGGAGUGGCGGUGCAGGGUGAUCGAAAGGGCGUGGCGACAGCUGGUGGUUUGCAGGAGAAGCAGAUAACACGGGGAGCAACAGGGGGUGAAGCAACAGGGGGCGGAGCAACAGGGGGCGGAGCAACAGGGGGCGGAGCAACAGGGGGCGGAGCAACAGGGGGGGAUAAGGACGGCACGGGAUUGAGUGCUGGAGUGGAGGAGCCUAAGCAGGGGACUUUGGUUAACGCUUGUGAGUCAAGGCGAGAUGUGAGUCAAGAGGUUGGAAAGACUGACGUGGUUAGAGUAGUGGAAAAGACGGAUGUAGCAAAAGCGGAUGUAGCAGAGGCGGGUGCCAUAGGCAUGGCAGUUGCACAGGAGAAACAGAGGGAUGCGGGUGGCCAUGCUGGCGGUGCUGAUGCUGUUGCUGGUGCUGAAGGUUGGCUGCUGCAGCAAGGGUCUGCUCCAGGUGAAACGGAGGAUCUGGCAGGUGGGGAGAGUGGCGUGGCGUCAGGUGCUUUUGCAGGUGCUUCUUCAGGUGCUUUUGCAGGUGGCUCGGACAGUGGCGUGUCGGAGGCAGAGGCUGCUUACGAGAGUGCUGAUGCCACGAGCACUGGCUCGGAGCACGAGGAGGUGGAGUCAAAGAUGGGAGCACAGAUGGAGGAGGAGAAAGUGGAGGAGAAGGAGGAGGAGAAAGUGGAGGAGAAAGCGGAGGAGAAGGGAGGGCAGCUGCAUGUGAAGCAGGAGCAGGAGGGUGACGAGGAGCCGCAGCAGGGGCAGGAAGAGGAAGGGCAGGAGCGCGGGCAGGAAGAGAAAGGGCAGGAGCGCGGGCAGGAAGAGAAAGGGCAGGAGCGCGGGCAGGAAGAGAAAGGGCAGGAGCGCGGGCAGGAAGAGAAAGGGCAGGAGGAUGCCGUGGACACACGCAUGCAACCCGCACGAGGAGAGAGGGUGCCGCAACGUGAGGCACAAAAGGCCAGUGCUUCCGAGAAGAAGCAGCAGGCGCAGCAGCAGCAGCAGCAGUCGAAGCCUGCAGUGAGCCUGCGCCGGCCGUUCUCAAUGUUCCCCACGGCCUUCCUCUCCUCCCUGGGGUUCCUCUCAGGCGCGUCCUCCUCCUCCUCAUCCUCCUCCCCUUCCUCCACCUCUCCCCGCGUAGGGAAAGCCCCACCUGAAGCGUUGCCGCAGGGGUCCUCUCAGGCUGCCUCUGAGCCACCCUGUGUAGCACCGACUACUGCUUCUGCUGCUGCUGCUGCUGCUGUUUCUGUUGCUGCUUCUGCUGCUGCUGCUGCUGCUGUUACUGCUGCAGGCAGGGAUGCUUCGCCCUCGGCAGCUGUAGCAGUAGCUAGUGGGGAAACGGGGUCAGUCAUAGAUGCGGCUGCUACAACUGCUACGGAGGAAAGCGCAGGCACAGCUGUAGCAGGUUCAAAGCGGAGGGAGAGGAAGGGGAAGGGGGUAGCUACUGCUGCUGCUGCUGCUGCUGGGAAGGAAAGAGCAGGAGGGGGGAGCGGGCAGCAGGGCAGCAAGAUAGGUGUAGGGGUAGUGACUGAGGCCACUGAAAGCAGCUCUGGUACUGGCGCUGGGGGUGAUGGUAGGAGCAAUGAGGGCAGUGGAACGAGUAAAGCUGCUGGGAGCAGCGCAGCUAGUGGGGCCGGCAAGGGCAAUGGGAGCAAGGAAGGGUCGGUGAGAGAGGGGCCACGUGUGCCAGCUAGACUCGGCUGGCUGGUGGAAAGGCUAGAGAGCCUGGGGCACUCAGAGGAGGUGCCCCUGGGAGGGGGGAUAGUGAAAGUGUUUGAGCAGAUAGGGGUGGAUCAUGAAGAGGAGGAGGGUGGUGGGGGGUUUGUCACUGUGCAGUCGAAGAGGGGGAGGCGGGAGCAGAGGGAGCGGGAGCAAAGGGAGAGGGAACGGGAGGAGAGGGAAAGGGCGAAGGAGAAGGAGAAGGAGAGGGAAAGGGAGAGGGAGCGGGAGAGGGAGCGGGAGAGGGAGAGGGAGCGGGAGGUGAAGGCACGAAAGCGGGAGCAACGUAUGAAGGAGCAGCAGGAGCAGCAACAGAGGCGCAAGCACGCCGCUCAUGCGAACACUAUUGGCGCCAGCGUAACCCUCCCUGUGACAACGGCUGUUACGGCAUCUACUACUACUCCAGUCACGGCUCCCGACGCUGGUGGUGUCAAGCAACAGAUCCUCGCUCCUAUUCCGGCUCCUACACCUGUGCAAUCUUCGCCAGCGUUGCCUUCCACGACAGCAUUAGAAGGCCCCAUGUGCGUGAGUAGCAGCACAGCGCCGGCUGUGGCAGCAGCACCCACCAUACUCGUUACUCCUCCCAUGGCUGCGCCUCUGGUUCCGCCCAUGGUUGCUCCUGUGGUCGCUCUAAUGCAACCCCUGCAGCAGCAGCAGCAGCAACAGCAGCCGCAGCCGCAGCAGCAGCAGCAGCAGCAGCAGCAGGUGCAGCAGGGUGGAACAGAGCAAGGGGAGCAGGGGCAGAGGAAAGGCCAGCAGAAGCAAGGGCGGCAGAGGGGCGGCAGAGGCGGCAAGCAGCGGCAGGAGUGGCGUGCUGCUGGUGUCAGUGGGGGGAGCUCCGACCAGCACCAGCAGCAGCAGCAGCAGCAGCCGCAGCAGCAGGAGCGAAAGGAGCAACAGGGACAGGAGCACAGAGAGCAGCAGCCGGAACCGCAGCCACAGCAGCAGCAGCAGCAGGGGCAGCAGGAGGAGCUACAUCAGGGGCAGCAGCAGCAGGCACAGCAGCAGCAGCAGCAGCAGGAGCAGGAGCAGCAGCAGGAGCAGGAGCAAGAGCAGCAGCAGGAGCAGGAGGCACAUCAGGCGCAGCCGAAUGAAGGGGUUGAAGCAGGUGGGAAGCAGCUGCAGCAGCAGCACGAGCAGCAUCAACACCAUCAGCAACCGCAGCAGCAGCAUGUUGCCUCAGGUGUAUAUUUCCCUGCAGCAAGUGAAGCACCCCCCCUUGCAGAACCCCCCCCUGGAGCCCCCCACCUUGCAGCAGCAGCUGUCCCUUCUGCGCCCGCCCACUUCCCUCACAUGCAUAUGUACCCAGGCAUGCUGCAGCAUCAAGGCAUGCUGGCCUCUCAAGGUAUGCUCCCUCAUCCGACCAUGUCCCCUUUCCCCAUGUCCCAGCCACAUGCCCUUACACAUCCGGCCCAUGCCAUGCCAACCCACACAAUGCCUAACCCUGCCAUGCCAAGCCCCAUGCCAAGCCAUGCCAUGCCAGGCCAUGCCAUGCCAGGGCAAAUCAUGCACCCUGGGCCCCCCGUCAUGAUUUUCCCUGCCCCUCCUUUUUUGAGCGGGCAGUUCGGGCAGGUUGGUCAGCCCAUACCAGCAGGGAUUGGGCAAGGGAGUAUGGGGCAGGUAGGAGUGGGACAGGUAGGUAUGGGGCAGGUAGGUAUGGGGUUUCCUCUGCCGCAGUAUGGACAAGGGGGGUAUGACUUCAAUGCUUCCACCCAAGCACAAACGGGGCAGCAGCAGCAGCAGCAGCAAGGGCAGCAGCAGCAGCAGCAAGGGCAGCAGCUGCUGCUGCAGCAGCCGCAGCAGGGGUUGCUGCAGGAGGGGCAGCAAAGGCCGGAGAAGAAAGAGGAGGGUAUUGGAGGGGCAGCAGGGGGCCAGCAGCAGCAGCAGCAGGGAGGGGUGGGUGGAGGAGGCAUGCAGUCUCGCUCAAAAUUUGAGGGACCUCCGAACACGUCUCACCUGCGAUAUGAGGCGCCUCCAAGCACGGGUCGAUCUCGAGGCGGUGCCGUGCCCCCACCGAGGUUCCAGCAGCAACAGCAGCAGAUGCAGCAGCAGAUGCAGUUGCGGAACCAGCAGCAGCAGCAGCAGCAGCAGCAGCACCAGGUGCAGCUGCAGAACCGGCAUCAGCAAAACGUGCAGACCCAGCAGCAGCAGCAGCAGCAUAGGAUGCAUGAUGGGUCUGCAGUGAUGGGCGGCAAUCAACAGCCACCACAGCCACAGAUCCCACAGCAGCAGCAAGCCUUACAGCAGCACCCUUUACAGCAGCCGAUGCCUUUCUACUGGCCGCACCUUCCCCAGUUUCCACCUCCUCACGUUAAUCCUGCAGCCCCUUUCCCCCCCAUGGGUCACUCCCUCCUCCCUUUCGCUCCUCCCACUUUCCUCUCCUCUCAACUCCUCCACCCCACACCAACGCCACAACUGCCCAUGCCAAUAGCUCCGUCCCUGGUUACCCAUACCAGCGCCUCUGGUUCGGCUGCUUCACGUGCCGAACCAGAAGCUGGUAUGGCAGGCUCCCGAGCCUCGGAGCUAGGCGUGGAGGAAGGUAGCAGGGGCGGGGGUGAGAAGAGAAAGGAAGGGAGUGAAGACCGGGGCCGCAGACACAAUGCACCUGCUGCUGCUGUGGCUGGUAACGAAAGUGCUGCAUCUGCAGCAACUGCGGGGGGCAAUGCUGUUGCUGCUGCUGCUGCCGCUGCCGCUGCUGCUGCUGCUGCUGAUUCGUCUGAAGCGGCCACUUCCACUGGUGCAGCUCCGGCCACCAUAGAGGAUCAUCAUUUUCCUGAGUCCCUGGGGGAUGGAGACACCACCUUAUCCUACCAGCCCCAGCCCCUAGCACCAGCAGCACCACCACCACCAGCACCACUAGCAGCAGCACCACCACUAGCACCACUAGCAGCACCAGCACCACAGGCAGCAGCACAGGCAGCAGCACAGGCAGGAGGAGUAGGGAUGCUAACAGCAGGUGGCGUCUCUGUUCCUCCUCCCAGUGUCUACCACGCCCACCUUGGGUCCGUACCUGUAGGGAUGGCAGGAGCUAUGGCAGGAGGUAUGGUGGGGGGUAUGGCAGCUUCACAGCAGCAUAGCCACAGGUUCGGUGGAGGCUCGGACCAAGGCAUGGGCUAUUACCAAGGGAGGCCGGGUGCCCCAGGAGGGAACAAGAGGCGGCCCCGCCAACCGCCAAGGCUCACCCGAGCCUCUCCCGGAGGUUCGGGAGGCGAUGGCCUGGGUGGUAACCAGCAGGGUGGUGUGGUAUCUGCCAAUCAGCAAGGGCUUAGCCUACAGGAUUUCCCAAGCCAGCAAGGCUUCUCCAGACAGUAAGGGUUCUUUCCCAAGCAGCUUUUGAGUCGACUCAGAAGUCAACCCGCAGGGGUUCCCAAGCCAGCAAGGCUUCUCCAGGCUGUAAGGGUUCUUUCCCAAACAGCUUUUGAGUCUUAAAAGGUGGACUGGUAGAGGGGGGGGAAAGGUAGAGGUAAGGAGGAGAAGGUGGGAGUGCAGGGGAGUGGUUGGUGGGAGUGGUGCGUGGGGGUGGUGGAGGGAGUGGGAGGGGAAAGGGGUUGGAGUGGAGUGGAAGGAGUGGGAGUCAGAGCGGGUAGUAGCGAAGGAAAGCUGCCCAGGUUUGAGUGAGAGAAGUCCCAGGGUUUUCUGUAUUCUGCCCGGCUUUCCAAUCCAAUGCACAACAUUUUUGUGUCGGGGAGGGCUUUGGUUUGUUUGGACCUAGGUUUGGAACAGGGUCUUGUUGCUCACGUGCUUGCCUCUUCUUGGGGCUUGGUGUGGUGUGGUGGUGCUAUUGUGUGAUGCCGAAAGUUGCAACCUCUUUGCUUGGUGUGGACUCAGUAGAUUGGGUUUGCUUUGCUUGCAUCGGGAACAUUUUCUACCCCAGCAGUUCAUGAAAUGCUACCAGGCUGAAAUGUAGGUAUCCAAAUGUUGUAGUGUACCAGUAAAUUGGUAACAGCCACCACACCUCUUGUAAGGAAUUUUCUAUUCCUUACCGAGCAGUACUGCUAUCGCGUACGCUCAAACACACCUGAAGCCUCGUUACGGUUCCGUCCGGACCUUUCUGACACAACCGCCUCGGCUUCUCCGGACCU